CUAGCAACAACACUGCAGACAACAGAAGGGGGAAUGAAGCAGUGGGUGAAGGACGUUGAGGAGUGGGCUGCAACAAGUAUGUUUUUUUUUCUUUUUUUUUCUUCCUCUCCCCUAUAGCCAAAAUUAUUACGUUUCAACUGUGAGAUUUUACAUGUAUAUGCAAGGGAAUUUGGUUAAUUGACAAUUUUGUGUUUACUUUGAGGUCCGAAGUUCACUAACAGCCAGGACCAACAGGGACUGCAGCGGGUUAUGGAGGGGCUUGUCCUUAAAAUUAAACAACAAAAAAUAGAGCUGUACAGAGCCAUAGAUAAUGACAAAGACCGCAAGCCUAAACGGGAGCUUAAUGCCAAGGAAAAGCAGAAACUGGAGGAGGCAAUUGCAGUUUACAACAACCUUGUGCCAGAAACCGAAGCUGUUGAUACAGCAGAUGCAGUUUUAAGUCGAGACUUUCCUAGUUGGCCAUGGGAUUCUGCAUCCACAGUUCCCCUUGAGACAAAGAAAGUGGUCUAUGACAAAGUCAUGCUGCUAUCUCGACUUCGAGAGGAGGAUGGCAUUCUCAUCAGAGAGAUGAAGAAUCACUGCCGAUGCCUGAUGGGAUCUUCAAAAGGUUUAAAAAGGGAGAUCCAGCAAAUUGAGAAAGACUUGUGUGAACAUAGUGGGUAUCCAAUGGACAACUCCAGUCAUCAUUACUUGAUAUUAGUUGGGUGUCCAUUUAAGAUGUCCUUGGAGGCAUAUGAGGGACUGAAGGUCAAACUUAAGAAAAAACUCCAGGAGAUGAAGAAAAACAUGGAAGAGGCAUUUGGCACAUACAGGAAAGUCUUGAUGGACCCCACUGCCCUGGUGGAGGAGGAGGAGGAGGAAGAAGAGGAGGUGGAGGAGGAGGAGGAGGAGGAGGGGUAAGAGGAGAAGGAGGAUAAGGAGGACCUCGAUGGCAGUGACGACAACACCUGAAACCUGCUG
Messenger RNA from Amphiprion ocellaris (clown anemonefish), 960 nucleotides. RefSeq lists its product as uncharacterized. The record is from RefSeq and is a predicted model, not a curated record. NCBI's taxonomy places the organism in Eukaryota, Metazoa, Chordata, Actinopteri, Pomacentridae. The transcript has 5 exons. The coding region runs from base 250 to 900 and encodes 216 amino acids.